GUUACCAUGGAAACACGACACUAGCCUAAUAGUGGUUGUAGUAAGCAACAGCUAAACUGAACAUGCUAACGGCUAACCGACGAGCUAACGAAUUUAUCCCAUAAAUAUUUCUAAAGACAUUGAAUUUUAAAAUGUCGCCGUCGAGCGCUGAACUUUGAAUGAGCGGUCAGCAGUCUUCAGUCAAGCCCGCUGGCGGUUUUAGUUAGCCUGCUAGCAUCGCGUUAGCGGCUCCAAGCUAACGCUCAGAAGGAUGCGAUGACCGUCUAUGCCAUUCGCGGGCUCAGUAGGUCCCUGUUGCUGGUUAGCCGCUCGGUGGUUCCGCUGCCGGGAUGGACGUGAGCUAGGGAUUGUUCCGGCCGCUGCUUCUCUGGACCGGAGCCUGAGAGUUGCGUAUCCGCACAGCCAUAGAAUAAGCAGUAGUUUCGUCUAACACGCCGCGGGCCGGACCCGGUAGGGCUCUACAAGACCCGGCUAAACCGGUGUGAGAUGCUGUUGACCGGACAACGGAUCCACAAGCUGAGUCCCGCACACGUAUGUUGAAAGGAUGGACGCCUGCAGCACCAACCCCAACCGCACGGCACCGGUCGGUGAGGACGGUCCGCAGCCAGCUGAUGUGCGGCUCUGCUCUCGAACCAACGGCUGGAGCUGGCCGCCUCAUCCCUUCCAGCUGCUGGCUUGGCUGCUCUACGCCUUCUUCGCCAUUAUGGGCCUCGGCGUCUUUGUGCCCCUGCUGCCCACCCACUGGACCCCCGCAGGCUACAUUUGCACCAGCAUCAUGUUUGCUUGCCACUUGUGUGCGCACGUUAUGGCUGUGUCUAUCGACCCGGCCGACUGCAACGUCAGAGCCAAGAGCCGCAAAGGUCCAGUUCCAGCCUUUGACCGCUCAAAACACGCCCACGUCAUUGAGAACUGCCACUGCUACCUGUGCCAGGUGGACGUAGGACCAAAGUCAAAGCACUGCAGCGCGUGUAACAAGUGUGUGGCCAACUUCGACCAUCACUGCCGCUGGCUCAACAACUGUGUAGGAAGCAGGAACUACAAGUUGUUCCUGCACAGUGUGGUGUCGGCUCUGCUAGGUGUGUGUCUGGUUCUGGUGGUUUCCCUUUACGUCUUCAUUGAAUUCUUUUUGGACCCCGCCAAACUCCGUACGGACAAACACUUCUGGGUGCAAAAUGAGACGACCGUGUGGUUUGUCUUCCUGCCGCUGGCGCCCGUGCGAGCGGCGUCCGCUGUGAUUCCCGUGCUGGCGGCUGUCACCAUCACGCUGGCUUUGCUGUCGUCUGUGCUGCUCUGCCACCUCCUCUGCUUCCACAUCUACCUCAUGUGGAAUAGGCUGAGCACAUAUGAGUACAUUGUGCGUCAGCGCCACCGUCAGGACAACAGACACACACCGACACCAGCAGAUUUCAAACAGACGGCCUCUCAUUCAGUCGACUUGAAGGGUUCAGACCACUCAAGGACGCUGGGCUACACCGACACUCAUGUGGGCAAGGAGGAAGUAACCGCUGUCUCUCUACGGGGGGACGAGUUCAUGGCUACUGGUGGAGUGAGAGGUGUGGCCACUCCUGUUCUGGAACUAGAGGCCCCGCCCACUCUCUCUGGAGAACAGAACACAGGAGAUCACAAACACAGACACACGCAGAAGAAGAGGAGGAGGAAGCUCAGUAAAGUUCCUGCAGACGUGACCAGAGAAAGUCACUGUCCCGCUUCAGCUCCGCCCCCUGGCGCAGCGCCAGCCACAGCCGAGUCCUGCAGCCUGUCCACCAUGUCCUUCAGCCAACGCCUGCCUUUCCCGGCAUUCCCCCUGAGGGCCUCCCUGCCCCCCCUGGCCGCACCCUCUGCGCCCGUCCUGGCCGCCGCCCCACCUGCUGAGUACAACUCAGACUCGGCCGAGUCGUUGGAGGAGAUCCCCGUGGCGCUGGCCAAGCUGGGCUCGUCAUCCUCUGCGGGAGGCGUCCGAGACAGAGGCGCACUCCCACCUCCCUGCCCCCUGCCCAGGACUAACAGAAAGCCUUCCCCGUCCCGCUACAGUAGGAGCGCCGCGGAGGUGAGCUUCAAGACGCCGUCUGCUCAGUCCCCCUCGGUGUUCGUGAGCCUGGCCAGCGGCGUGACCAGGACGUGAGUCUGGACACUCAACAACGUCUUGGAGGCAGCAAUGGUGUGGAGGCACCUUCCCCCCCCUCACCUGCACAACAACCUUUUUCAUACACUCUGCUCUUUUACAUUUGGGACCAGCUGUGAGCAGGGCGUGUCCCAACAACUGGCUCAAAGAUUGCCACAGUAACCCGGCCGACACAGUUGACCUUACUCCUUGUUUCUUACUGUUGCCGCGUCGACGGCACAAAUGCACUCGCCUCACGUGCACGUCACUCACCUCCUGUCGAGCGUGAGAAUCACUAUUUAUUCUAAACUUCACCCGUGAAUAGUUUGGAUGAAUGCUCGUUAGCUUAGCAUAUGUAAACUAAGUAUGUAUGCUAAGCUAAGGAGGCUUUAAUGUCCGUGUCCUCACAUCAAAUGGAAAUAAAAUG
Molecule: messenger RNA, 2528 nt
Organism: Dunckerocampus dactyliophorus (ringed pipefish)
Lineage: Eukaryota; Metazoa; Chordata; Actinopteri; Syngnathiformes; Syngnathidae
Gene: zdhhc1
Product: zinc finger DHHC-type containing 1
Exons: 11
Coding region: 545-2122 (525 amino acids)
Biological process (GO): protein targeting to membrane; peptidyl-L-cysteine S-palmitoylation
Cellular component (GO): Golgi apparatus; endoplasmic reticulum
Molecular function (GO): protein-cysteine S-palmitoyltransferase activity
Source: RefSeq, a predicted model, not a curated record